Cornus florida is the source of this 1964-nucleotide messenger RNA. Its product is annotated as 1-aminocyclopropane-1-carboxylate synthase-like. The transcript has 4 exons. Gene Ontology annotation, molecular function: pyridoxal phosphate binding; transaminase activity. Bases 121 to 1581 code for a protein of 486 amino acids. Gene Ontology annotation, biological process: amino acid metabolic process; biosynthetic process. The record is from RefSeq and is a predicted model, not a curated record. NCBI's taxonomy places the organism in Eukaryota, Viridiplantae, Streptophyta, Magnoliopsida, Cornales, Cornaceae.
CAUAUAUAACAUAUAUAUAAGCUCUUUCAAUUAAGAGUCCUUCACAACUUGUCUCUAUAUAUAAAUUCUUCCCUCUCAACCUUAUCUUGCAGAGAUUACACCACUUUUUAGGCCCAAAAAAUGGUUUCAGUUUUGAGCAAGCCACAGAACCUGUUGUCCAAAAUGGCAACCAACAGUGGACAUGGCGAAGACUCGCCUUACUUUGAUGGUUGGAAGGCGUAUGACAGUGAUCCGUAUCAUCCUACUCGCAAUCCUAAUGGGGUUAUUCAGAUGGGUCUUGCAGAAAACCCGCUUUCCUUUGAUUUGAUUCAAAGGUGGAUUGUGAAUAAUCCGCAAGCCUCAAUCUGUACGGUUGAAGGAGCGAAUGACUUCAAGGACAUUGCUAUAUAUCAGGAUUAUCAUGGCUUGCCAGAGUUCAGAAAUGCAAUCGCGAAGUUUAUGGGAAAAGUGAGAGGAGAAAGAGUCACAUUCGACCCUGACCGUAUUGUUAUGAGUGGUGGAGCAACUGGAGCUCAUGAAAUGAUGGCCUUCUGUUUGGCUGAUCCUGGUGAUGCAUUUUUGGUACCCACACCAUAUUAUGCAGGAUUUGAUCGAGAUUUGAGGUGGCGAACAGGGCUGCAACUUGUUCCGGUUGAAUGCAAGAGCUCUGACAACUUCAAAGUCACCAAAACAGCCUUGGAAGUGGCAUAUCAGAAAGCUCAAGACGAUAACGUCAGAGUAAAAGGCUUGCUCAUAACCAAUCCUUCAAACCCAUUGGGGACUGUCUUGGACAGAGAGACACUGAGAGAUAUAGUGAGCUUCGUCAAUGAGAAAAGCAUCCACCUAGUCUCUGAUGAGAUAUAUGCUGCCACAGUCUUCAACCAGCCUGGCUUCAUUAGCAUUGCUGAGAUAAUAGAGGAAGACUUGGAAUGCAAUCGCGAUCUUAUUCACAUUGUUUAUAGUCUCUCAAAAGAUUUGGGCUUCCCCGGCUUCAGGGUUGGUGUUGUGUACUCAUACAACGAUGCAGUAGUUAAUUGUGCUCGGAAGAUGUCAAGUUUUGGACUUGUUUCCACACAAACUCAACACCUAAUUGCAUCAAUGCUCCUGGAUGAUGGUUUUGUUGAGAACUUUAUCGCUGAGAGCGCUGAGAGGCUAGGUAGAAGGCAUGAGGCCUUCACAAAGGGGCUAGCUAGAGUAGGCAUUGGUAGUUUGAACAGCAAUGCCGGGCUCUUUUUUUGGAUGGACCUUCGAAGACUCCUCCAAGAGCCAACUGUUGAAGCUGAGAUGAAACUUUGGCGUGUGAUAAUCAAUGAAGUUAAGCUCAAUGUGUCACCUGGCUCUUCUUUCCACUGCUCAGAGCCUGGUUGGUUCAGAGUUUGCUUCGCGAACAUGGAUGAUGAAACCAUGAAAGUUUCGCUAAGAAGGAUAAGGCACUUUGUGCUUAAAACCAAACAAGUGGAGGCAGCUCCUAAGAGGCAAUAUUUGCUAAGCAAUCUUCAAGUCAGCUUAUCAUUCCGAAGGUUGGAUGAUAUCUUCAUGGCACCGAAUAUGAUGUCCCCUCACUCCCCUAUUUCUUCACCCCUUGUUCGCGCUAUAACUUAGAUUAUUAAUAGUACAAAUAACACCUCACAUCAUUAGAUACUACUUAAUAAAAAAUUGAUGCAUUCUUUCCUGUGUUUAGUGUACUACUUAGAAAUACAGUGACUUUGCAUCGUCAAAUAUACCAUUAAACCUUUUUUUUUUUCCUAUAUAAAUGACUGGGAUCAUGCCCCUAUUUGUUGGAUGCAGACUGCAUUCAUUGGGAUUUAUAUAGGUUCAAGCAAACCUCUUGUUUUUCUGUUUCUCAAGUGAGCCUUAUUUUAUUUUAUUAUUAUUUUUUUUAAUUCAGUCCUUAAAUUGUAAGUGGUAUUGGCAAUAAAUAAAGUUCCAUUUCUUUUCUAUUAUAUCUCAGUUCAUUGUGCAAGCUCAUUCCUAUUCAAAACACU